Zea mays is the source of this 636-nucleotide messenger RNA. RefSeq lists its product as uncharacterized. The transcript has 4 exons. The record is from RefSeq and is marked provisional. Lineage: Eukaryota; Viridiplantae; Streptophyta; Magnoliopsida; Poales; Poaceae. The coding region runs from base 267 to 509 and encodes 80 amino acids.
ACUUCACACCGACGUCACCCUCUCCUCCAGAACUCAUCACCGGAGCCACCCUCACCUCGUCACGCCCUCCUCCGCUAAGUGCAGCAAGUGUUGAUCAGUCCAGUUAGCACACUCUCCUUCAAAUCUAGAGUCACUUCUUCAAAGUGGGUGGGAGGGAGAUGGUGCUGAGGCGGGCGGCAACCGAAUGUCCUAAGAAGGUUGUGGGGCUGAAGGAUUUGGUGAACCUGCCGACCCAGCUGUGAGAGUUCACCGGAGGCCGGUCCAAAAUGUCACAUAUCUCCUUCCUCCGUGUCUGCUCGUACAUCAAGGACAACAAACUUCAGGACCCAACGAAUAAUAACAUUCUGAAGUGUGAUGAGAAGCUGAAGACCAUAUUAUUGGGCAGGUCCAAAGCGACACCGUCUGAACUCCCAAUGAUUGUACAUUGCUUGGCGGUUGCCGAUUGUUUUCCCCCUUUGGUGCCAGCUUCCCAGCAAAACUUCAACCUUUGGAUCUCAUUCUUCACGUAGAAAUCGGCAUCUGCCCCACAAUAUUUUUUUCCGUUAUCUUGCGAAAUUCUAUGGUUGUGGUCAUGUGUUUGCAGGUGAACCUCAAGGAAUGUUCAUUGCUACUAGAAUUACAAAUCCAUUUGAGAUA